ACGGCCGGCGGCGCGGCCGCCGAGGCGUGGCGGCGCGCGCAGCUCGACCGCGCGACGGGCCGCCGAGCGACGCUCGCCUGCGCGCGGCAGUCGAGUGAGCGCGCCGCGGUUCGAUAGGUGCUGAUCCGCCAGUGCAGGGACUCGCUCGUCGCCCGUCCGCGGGCCCGAGGCAGCAGCAGCAGCGGCGGCGGCGGCGGCGGCGGCUGCGGCAGCGGCGGCAGCGGCGGCAGCGGCGAGGAUGCCGGCGGAGGAGCUGGUGAGCGGCGAGUGGCUGCUGCGCGAGCUGCGCGGCGGCACGGCGAUGCUGGUGCUGGACUGUCGCGCGGCGCAGGAUUACGCCGAGUCGCACGUCCGCGGCUCGGUGGCCCUCGCGAUCCCCAGCAUCAUGCUGCGGCGGCUGGCCGCGGGCAAGGUCGAGCUGCUGUCGACCAUCAAGUGCGCCGAGCUGCGCUCGCGCGUCGAGGCGCUGCUGCGCGCGGAUGGCGGCGCCUUCGUACUGGUGGGCGAUUCCACCGAGCCGCCGGGCCACCAGGGCGAGACUAUUCACGUGCUCGCCAGGAGACUGCGGGCCAGCGGCCGCGUCGCCACUCUCGAAGGUGGAUUCGGCGCGUUCAAGAGCAAGUACCCAGAGUGGUGCGAGGGCAGCGUCAACUGCCAGGAGGGACGCAACCCGAGUAACGACGCCUGCGGCGACGGAGAACUUAUGGGGCUGAGGUCGCUGCGGAUAUCCCUGCCACCCACCAGGGCUUUCUCCGACUCCGACUCCGACAGCACUUGCGACUCUCUUGGACCAGAAGAAGACCGGGAUUUCCCAGUGGAGAUCUUGCCACACCUUUACCUUGGUAACGCGGCCAACAGCGAGGACAGCGAGUCGCUGGCGCGCCACAGGAUCACCUAUAUCCUUAACGUGACGCCCGAUCUGCCCAACGUGUUCGAGGGCGACGGCUCCAUCAAGUACAUGCAGAUACCCAUCAGCGACCACUGGAGCCAGAACCUCGCUGAGCACUUCCCCGAGGCCAUACAGUUCAUCGAGGAGGCGCGCAACGCGGACAAGGGGGUGCUGGUGCACUGCCUGGCUGGGAUCUCGCGGUCGGUGACGGUGACGGUGGCCUACCUGAUGCACAAGUGCAGCUUGAGCCUGAACGACGCCUUCAACCUGGUGCGCAGCCGCAAGGCCAACAUCGCGCCCAACUUCCACUUCAUGCAGCAGCUGCACGUGUUCGAGAGCGAGCUGCGCGAGCAGCGCGCCGCCAAGGCCGACGGCUGCCCGGGCGCCGCCGCGGCCGGGCCCAGCGCCACCAGCUUCCUCAGCCCCACCGACCUGGGCGUCAGCCCCGACUCCGGCAUCGAGUUCGACAGGUGGGCCGCCUCCACGCCGGCCGAAUGAGACGGCCACGGGGGGACCCCGUACCAGUUCUAAGUCUAGCGCGGCUUCUCGGCGUCAAGCGAGCCUCUUUGCCAUGUCAUUGUCCCUGUGUGUCGGUGCGUUUUUCAUGUCGCCUCUCGUCCUCUUGCUGCGCUCGCGCGCACGCGCUCCUGUGCGGAAAAUCGACCUUUUUACGCGCGCUCGGGGAAACGGAGAAAGCAAUUAUCAAUCGAGUAUUAAGUAGCGCGACCGAUCGCCGAGAUUUUCCCAUUAUUUUUAUCUCUUAAGGUCGAUUUGUCGCUGACGCUGACGUCGGCCACAAAGUCGACCUUGAUCGAUGCAAAUAGACCUAGACGAGAACAAUUAAUUGUACGCAUUACGCGGACACUCGGCUGUUCGCGGCGGUGCUUUUACAACCGCUUCCGCUCGGAAGUUCGAUCGUUCGCAGAGCGCGACGUAACCUCCUUCAUUUUAAAUCCUUCUCUCCCCCCCCCCAGCUCGCAAUCGAGUGUCGUCGAUUUUUUUAUUGUAAACAAUGCACACGCGCGCACGCACACACACACACACACACACACACACACACACACACACACACACACACACACACACACACACACCGGGGACGUGCGUCGAGAUGAUCAUCUUGAACUGCGUAUUUUAUAAACAUGUGCAUUGGAUGAGAGAAAUUUUCUACGCAAAAGCGAUGGCUCUUUUUAUUAUUUUUUAUUUAUGCGCGUAGUUAGCUUUAAAGCUCAAGUUGUUAGUGCGAGUUGAUACUUGCCCCGACGUGUACCGCGCACACAAACACGUAUCUGUCCGUCGCCACAAAAGAGGCUUUUUUUAAUUUUAUUGCAACGCGUACUGUAGAUUGCGAAGAAACGAUAUUACGAGAUUUGAGAAAGCGACUGAUUCCAGUCUCGUCACACAAGUCUACAUUCUCUUUGUAAGUUUUAAUUUACUCGAGCGAGCUUUUUCUUUCGUCUUCCUUUUGUAUUUCGAUAAGCAAAGAAAACAAGUACAACAUUAUUAUACAUUUAAAUUUUUGAGAGAUUUUGUUUUCGGUUGUUAGUUGAUGUUUGUGUGUGUGAGUGAGUGAGUGAGUGAGCUCGCGAGAGUAAAGUGCCACUACCUGCGCAUAUAUGUAUAAUCAAAGAAUAGUCCGAGAGAUUCUGAGCCUGCAAUGAGAUGUCUCAUUGGAAUCAUCGGUAUGCAUAUUUUUAUUGAGCGAUGCGUUAUAUUAAUAUUAAUAUUCUGUAUUACAUGCGCAUUGCAAAAGAGAACUCGAAAAGGCAUUGCAAUAAUAGUUACGUUAUGCAUCAAAUUAUAUUAAGGAGAGAGUACAUACGACUGUGAGUGUGUCCGUAAAUGAGUUAUCGACAGGAAUGGAAAGAGAGUGAAAUCGCGCAAAUUCAGCUCCCCGAGGUUGACGUUACACUUGUUUUAACGCGCGAGAUAAAUUGACGAGCGCCAGAAAAAAAGAAUGACUGCGACACGGGCAUGUGUAGAACGAACUGCGCGCCAAUUAGUAUAAUCAAUCAAUAAUUACAUUGCGUAUAUUAAGCGUGUUUGCUAACAUUUAGUUUCCGCGACAAACAAACAAUAUAAUAAAAAUGUAAUCUCGCUCCGAUUAGAGGAAAACGAUCGAGUAGUCCGUAACGAGUACUGUUCUUGUCUCUGAGGCAUUCCUUCUUCAACUUGAUUUUCACUUUCGCGCUUUCGUGGUUGUCUCUUUUUUCUUUCGCAGCUUUUUUCGCACGAAAUGUUCCGCGAGCAAUUAGCCACGUAUUUAAUACCACGAUGAAGCAGACACAAUAUAUAUUAUAUGAACAUUUCCAGAAAAAAAUGAUAAUAAAAAAAACUCGUUUGUACGUUCACGCGAGGUCUAUUCCAAAAUUUUUCCACGACUUUUUGAAAAAGAACCUUUCCACAACUGAUGUAAAAGGUGUGCAAAAACUUUUGUAGACGCGACACGACAAUUAUUAUACAUUUUCUCCACGAAUGGUGAUAUGAUAUUGAGCUCUAAUUCUACGUAUCUAUCUAGCGUUUGAAUAUUAUUAAAAGAACGCUGAAAGAAAUUGUAUAUCGGUCUCCCUCUUUUUUACUCUCAUAUAUUGAUGAUAUAUAUUAUAUAACGCGAAAUGAACCUCUACAACAAAUAGACGUAUAAAAAAAGGAAAGUGUGUCCAAAUUUUAGGUAUAACAAAAGCCAAAAAGUUUUAUUUUUCUACGUGAAAAUAUAACAAAAAAUUAUGAAAAAAAAAGUGGUAACUGAACGUCUUCACAUGGCAUUUGUUGAUGUAGUGGAAGAAAGUGAUGAAAAAAUGUCUAUUUUUUUUAUAAUUUACUACCGAAUGUUUUCGUUGUUAACUAUGGUCGUCGACGAAUAUAUUUCUAAUCGCACACAGUCUUCUGAACAAAAAAAUGUGUUAAAACCGAUGUACCUUGUAAUGAAUUAGACACUCUCUCUCUCUCAUAUGUAUUUAUAACUACGUAAAAAUCGUUUAGUCAAUACACAUAUGGUAUAUAAAAGAUGCAAAAAAACUGUCCUAUUUUGUCUCGCAGAUAUUUUUAUAAAAAUAAAAUAAAAUAGAACACAGACCCACACACACACCUUAAAAAACUGUAAGUGAAGCUAGAAAAGAAGUCGCCUUCAGGACAUUCAAAGAAUUUUGGUGAAAAAACCAUGAAGCAUUGUUGCAGAAAAAUUAUGAACUCUGGAAAUAAACAGGUAACCAUAAGUUACACAUGUAUACCAUUCUCAGUGUACUGUGUAUAUAUUAUUCAAAAAGAAAGAAUAAUUAACAUAAUAAGUGCGUAAAGUAAAAUUACGCCAGAUAUAAGAAAAAAAAAUUAUAAAUAUAUAUCCAAAAUACAGCCCCUAUCUAUUUGUUAGUCUUUCCUGAUUGAAAAAUAACAUUGUCAGCUGUAAAUAAGUCAAAAUAUAAUAUUCUGUCACAUAUCAGU
Phymastichus coffea is the source of this 4330-nucleotide messenger RNA. It is a transcript of the gene Mkp3, whose product is annotated as dual specificity protein phosphatase Mpk3. The record is from RefSeq and is a predicted model, not a curated record. Gene Ontology annotation, biological process: protein dephosphorylation; negative regulation of MAPK cascade. NCBI's taxonomy places the organism in Eukaryota, Metazoa, Arthropoda, Insecta, Hymenoptera, Eulophidae. The transcript is spliced from 4 exons. The coding region runs from base 239 to 1387 and encodes 382 amino acids. Gene Ontology annotation, cellular component: cytoplasm; cytosol. Gene Ontology annotation, molecular function: MAP kinase tyrosine/serine/threonine phosphatase activity; protein tyrosine/threonine phosphatase activity.